Molecule: messenger RNA, 1710 nt
Organism: Emiliania huxleyi CCMP1516
Lineage: Eukaryota; Haptophyta; Isochrysidales; Noelaerhabdaceae
Exons: 10
Coding region: 1-1710 (569 amino acids)
Biological process (GO): nucleotide-excision repair; mismatch repair
Cellular component (GO): XPC complex; nucleus; cytoplasm
Molecular function (GO): single-stranded DNA binding; damaged DNA binding
Source: RefSeq, a predicted model, not a curated record
AUGAGUCUCGUCGACUCGGGCGUCAAGCGGCAACGCCUGGAUGCGUCCACCUGGCUGCUCUCCGGAGAGCAAACGGGUGCAUACGAGGGUGGCGAGGAGGCGGGCGGAGAGGACGGAGAGGACAUAGAGGACGAGGUCGACGAUGAAGACAUGUGGGAGGACGCCGGCGGUGCGGAUGGCGUCGCCCCUGCGCCGGACGCCGCCCACACAUUGAUGAUGCCGACUGGGAACCUCACCUUGAUGCUCGACGCCGAGGACCGGCCCGGUGGACCCGUGGGCGCACCUGCGGCGGCAGAUCCCGGUCUGAAGACGAUCCUCUCAGCGGAGGAGGAGCGGAGGCAGCGGCUGCUGCUCAAGGCGGCGAAGCAGGCGGAGCGUCAAGAGGGGCAGCGCCGGCGCGAGGCGUUUGAGGUGGUGCACCGAGUGGCGCUGCAGUGCUGGCUGGCGCACGGCGUGCAGCUCUCGCAGCAGGCGUCGGAGCCGCUGUUGCACUCGCUCCUCCUCUCGCUCCUCCCGCCCGACCUCGCGCUUGCCUCGGCGCCGCGGCGGCUCGACCUCGCCGGCCUCCGCCGCAUCCUCGCGUGGCUGCCCUCCUGCUUCGACGCCGCGACGCACGGCACGCGCCGCACCCCGCACUGCCCAGCAGCCGGAACCACGGGCGCGCCAGCGGCGACGGCGCCGCAGGGCCGGCUGGUGGUCGCGCUGCAGCCGCCGCCGCGCAAGCCGCCGCCCAAGCCCAAGCCCAAGGCGGCCGGCGGCGGCGGGAAGGCCGCUUCGGGGGCGGUGAGGACGGCCAAGCCUCCGCACCAGGGUCGGUGGGUCGCCCUGGACCCCUUCUUCAAGCCGAGCGCCCCCGCCGUCGACACUCCCGAGGCCAUCCUCUCCGCGCGCGUGUCUGGCCGCGCCCUCGCCGCGCGCGCGUACAUCGUCGGCUUCGGCGAGGACGAGUCCGCCGUCGACGUCACGGUGCGGUACGUGCCUGACUACGCCGCCUGCCGCGCCGUCCGCACGUCGCACGAGUGGUGGGAGGCGGCGCUCGCCCUCAGUCGGCGAGGCGGCGCCGGCGCAGAGGCGCGAGCCGGCGGCGGAGAGGAGGGGCGGGCAGAGGAGCGGGAGGCGCUGGCUCGCGGCGCAACGAGUCGCGACCCCGACGCGCACUACGUGCUCGAGCGCGACUUGGGCCGGUAUGAGGUGCUGCACCCGUCCGACACGCCGUUCGUCGGCCUCUUCAAGGGGGAGAGGGUCUACCCGCGCGCCUCCGUCGUGCGGCUGAUGACCGAGGAACGGCGGCCCCGAGAAGAGUGGCAGACGUACGCCUACGAGCCUCCCGCGGCGAUCGGCGGGGUGGUACCUCGGUCGGAGCGGGGGCACGUCGAGAUGUGGUCCGAGAAGCACCUGCCGCUCGGCACAAAGUGGCUCAGGGCGCCGCACGUCGCGGCUGCCGCCAAGAAGCUGGGCGUCGAUUGCGCGCCCGCGAUGGUCGGCUUCGACUUUCGCGACGGCCGGUCGGUGCCGCGGUUCGACGGGGUGAUCGUGUGCGAGGAGGCCGCGCCCCUGCUGGUCGAGGCGGCGGCGGGCAUCGCCGAGGCCGAGGAGGACAAGCUGUCGCGCAAGCUGCGCCGCCGCGCUCUCGGCCAGUGGGCGACGCUCCUCAACGCGCUGCGGCUGCGCGCGCGGCUGGAGGCCCAGUACGGGCGCGGCGACGACUGA